Salvia miltiorrhiza (redroot sage) is the source of this 984-nucleotide messenger RNA. Its product is annotated as putative pentatricopeptide repeat-containing protein At1g09680. The transcript has a single exon. NCBI's taxonomy places the organism in Eukaryota, Viridiplantae, Streptophyta, Magnoliopsida, Lamiales, Lamiaceae. The record is from RefSeq and is a predicted model, not a curated record. The coding region runs from base 1 to 984 and encodes 327 amino acids. Gene Ontology annotation, molecular function: protein binding.
AUGAUUCUCCGGCCUCAACUGAACCUCAACCCUCCGCUGCAGGAAAAUGGAGUUUGCCCUGAUGUUUACACUUAUAGUGUUCUUCUCAAUGGGCUGUGUAAGGCUAGAAAAAUGGACUGUGCAGAUGAAUUGUUCAAGGAGAUGCUUCACGUUGGCUUGUCCCCGAAUUAUGUUACGUUCACAACGUUGAUUGAUGGGCAUUGCAAGAACGAGAGGGUCGAUUUAGCUAUGGAUGUUUAUAGACAAAUGUUGGCUGAAGGGCUGGUGCCUGAUUUGAUCACUUACAAUGCCAUCAUCAAUGUGCUUUGCAACAAGGGGGAUUUGAAGGAAGCACGGUGUCUGAUUGAGGAGAUGAGUGUGAAGGGUUUGAAGCCUGAUAAGGUCACAUACACUACCCUUAUCGAUGGAAGUUGUAAGGCGGGAGAUUUGGAGACUGCGUUUGAGCUGAAGAAGAUAAUGAUUGAAGAGAAGAUCGCGCUUGAUAGUGUGGUUUACACGGCCCUCAUAUCUGGUCUGUGUCGGGAAGGGCGAGUUGUUGAAGCAGAGAAAAUGUUGAGGGAGAUGUUGAGAGUUGAUCUGAAAGCUGAUUGUGGAACGUAUACAAUGAUAAUGGAUGGGUUGUGCAAGAGAGGAGAAGUUAGGAGGGCGUCCAUGUUGCUUAGGGAGAUGCAGAGAGAUGGAAUCGCGGCGUCUGUUGUCUCUUAUAAUGUGCUUAUCAAUGGUUACUGCAGGGUAGGGCAGAUGAAGAAUGCAAAUAUGCUUCUCACGGCAAUGAUGAAUCUUGGGGUGGAGCCUGACGACAUCACCUAUAACAUCCUUCUACAAGGCUACUGUAAAUACAGGAAAACAGAAGAUGUCUCUAAACUGCGUGCUGCAAUGGGCCUAGUUCUUGAUUAUGCUUCGUAUACUUCGUUGAUUCAUAGCUUAGGCAGCAAUUCCCAAGACUAUUCCUCCAUCCCGCCUGGGUGUGGCGGCGAUGCAUAA